AUGUUCUGGAUGAAGGCAGAGUUGUUGGGUGCUAUUUGGGAUAUCAUCAGAAUUCAAAAGACAGCAGUGGAAGAAAAGGGUAUUCUUCAUCGUGAUUGUAGUCUCAACAAUUCGAUGAUUGAAGAUGAUGUGUUUAUCGCCCAGGGUCAAAAAUACGCUAGAGGUGGGAUGGGCACAAUGCCUUUCAUGUCGCAGUCGCUCCUGUUCCAGCUCUCAGAGGCUGUUGAUAGCAUUGCAACACCUGAACGCAGCUUGAAGUGUACCCCGAAUUCCCAUGUGGUUCCAGCUCGCCUUAUCAUACACCACUAUGAAGAUGAUCUCGAAUCGGUCUUCUAUGUCUUCAUAUAG
Messenger RNA from Suillus bovinus, 348 nucleotides. RefSeq lists its product as uncharacterized. Lineage: Eukaryota; Fungi; Basidiomycota; Agaricomycetes; Boletales; Suillaceae. The transcript has 4 exons. Bases 1 to 348 code for a protein of 115 amino acids. The record is from RefSeq and is a predicted model, not a curated record.